Molecule: messenger RNA, 969 nt
Organism: Rhodotorula toruloides NP11
Lineage: Eukaryota; Fungi; Basidiomycota; Microbotryomycetes; Sporidiobolales; Sporidiobolaceae
Exons: 3
Coding region: 1-969 (322 amino acids)
Source: RefSeq, a predicted model, not a curated record
AUGCUGCCUGCACUCCUGCUGCUCGCAACAACCGCCCUCGCGCUUCCCACUGCUCCCCGCGCCUUCCUCGACGACAACGUCCUGAUCGAGCGGUCCGCGACGCUCGACCCGCGACAGCUCGCAGAUAUCCCGCAGGGAGUCCAGCUCCUCGACUACUGGCCUCGCAUUACGUCGCCUCAGAAGGGAGACGUCUUUCAGGCCGGCGGGCAGCUCCUCUUGAGUUGGAACAACACCAAGCCAGACAUCCCCGACAACCAGAUCCACAAGUCUUCGCCCGUGAUCCUUGGCUUCCUCGACGAGUCGAACCCCGGCAGUGGGUACAACCUCGACGUUCAGCACCCCCUCGGCAACGUCUCUUUCUACUCCGGCUCAGGCUCGGCUUCCCUCCCUCUUCCCGCCGACCUCGCAACCCGCUCGACCUACCUUCUCUUCCUCGGUUCGACGUCGAACAUCUCUCCCCUCUUUACCAUCAACGCGGUCGCCUCCUCGUCGAGCUCCGCUGCUCCGUCUUCCUCCUCGUCCUCUGCCGCGACUUCGUCCUCCUCCGCACCGGCACACAUCCAGUCGCAAGGUCUUACCGUACACUUCCCGAACGGCGAGACGACCGUCGUCGGCGUCUCAUCCACCUCCUCCGCAUCCUUCUCCUCGGAGACCUCGCUUGUCGACAUCAACGCGCCCGCGUCCUCCUCGUCCUCUUCCUCUACCGCUCCCGCCACCUCUCCCACUGCCGCACCUUCGUCAGAGGCGCCCUCGUCGACAGCCUCCUCGUCCAGCUCCAGCUCGAGCUCCGCAUCUUCCGCAGUGUCAUCAUCCUCGGCCGCCAACAACAACGCACCCUCUCCCGCCGCCGCCGCAGCAAGCGCCACGCCGUCCAAGACGAGCGGCGCGAGCCUCUCGGGCAACUCGCUCUCCAGCCUCGCCGUCGGCGCGGCAGCAGCAUUCGCGGGCGCCUUGGUCCUGGUGAUCUAA